AUGAAUGGAAAGAAAAUAAUAGGCAGGACUAAGAUAUACACUAGUUGGGAUGCACAAAUGGAGAAUAGAUGGGUCCUUAAAGAGCCACAAAUAUAUGUGCCCCCAUCAAAAUGCCUUGAUAGAAAUACCAUCAAAUGGAAAACCCCUCCAUGGAGUUGGACAAAAUUGAACUUCAACGGUGCCAGUAAGGGGAAUCUGGGGGCAUCAGGUAUUGGAGCCAUAAUCUGGGAUGAUCAGGGCAAUAUCCUCCAUGGGUUGUUUGGUGGCAUUGGAGUUGCCACAAACAACGAAGCAGAGAUUCGUGCACUAGAGGCAAGACUACGACUCUGUGUUAGGCAAGGAAUUUCUAGAAUCAUAAUUGAGGGUGACUCUCAGAUUAUAAUAGAUGGGAUCACUCGGUCAAGUUUUCAUAGCUAG
Molecule: messenger RNA, 417 nt
Organism: Cryptomeria japonica (Japanese cedar)
Lineage: Eukaryota; Viridiplantae; Streptophyta; Pinopsida; Cupressales; Cupressaceae
Exons: 1
Coding region: 1-417 (138 amino acids)
Molecular function (GO): RNA-DNA hybrid ribonuclease activity; nucleic acid binding
Source: RefSeq, a predicted model, not a curated record